GAUUUUGAGGCAUGCAAGAGAGAGAAAGAAAGUGAAGAGAGAGAGAGAGAGAGAGAGAGAGAGAGAGAGAGAGAACACUAGUAGUACUGCACAAGUUUUUCACUCAUCAAGUCUCUUUUUUUACCGCAUUUGUCACUCUUUUCUCUUCAAAACCUUCUCUCAAGUUUUCAAAACUCUGAAACAAAACAACUCAGGUGUGUUGAGAUAAUGCUGAGGAAGAGAAGCAGUUCAAUCCAGAAAGAUCAACACAACAUGGGUUAUUUGACAAAUUCUGAUGCUAAUUCUGAAAACUUCGGUCGCAAUAUCAAAGGCAACUCGAUUUUCAAUAUGCCUUGUUUGUUUGUGGGUUUAGGACCAAAAGGGUUUUUGGAUUCGGAUUCGGUUAGAAGUCCAACUUCACCUCUAGAUACUAAAGUUCUUUCGAAUUUAGGUAACCCUGUUAGGAACCAAAGAUCUUCACUUUUUGAGGAGAAUCGGAGGAGUUGGGAUUGUUGCAAAGUUGGGUUAAGUAUUGUGGAGUCUUUGGAAGAUUGUAACUGUUCUAGGUUUUGUCGAAAAACUCUUCAAAUGAUGAUCAAAACAACUCCAAUUUGUGAAACUUGUAUGGAUUCUUUUAAGUCAUCUGAGUCUUUGCCUAAAGACUUUUGUACCCGAAACGAAUCUCUUAUUCAUAAGGGUGAAUGUGAAUCCAAUGUCCUUUUUGAGAUUGGUGAAACUAGCUUAGAACUCGGUGAACCGAUUGGGAGAACUAGGUCUUGUUCAAUGAAUUCGUGCAAAUCAUUGAAAGCUAGUGAUUCAUAUAUUGAUGAUUUUGAUAUGAAAGAUGCAGCAUUUCAAGUUAGCUUUCCUCCUCAUUUUAUUGGAGGAAACGAGAACUCAAAUGCCAUUGCAUUGGCAGAGUUGAAACCAAACACUUUGUCCAUGUGUUCCUCCGAUGAAAUUUUGAAGUCUCUAUCGGCUAGUGAGAUUGAGCUUUCUGAGGAUUAUACAUGUGUGAUCUCUCAUGGGCCUAAUCCCAAAACAACUCAUAUUUUUUGUGAUUGCGUUUUGGAAACUCAUCCUGAUUUAUGUGUUAAAAACCAUUUUAAGAAUGAAGAGCACGAGAAGGAGAAGGUAGUGAAUCUGAUUGGUAAAGGGUUACAAACUCCAAACCAGUAUCCCUCUCGUGCCUUCUUAAGUUUCUGUCACCAUUGCGACAAGAAACUCGAGGAGGGGAAAGAUAUUUAUAUCUAUAGAGGUGAGAAAGCAUUUUGCAGCUUAACUUGUCGCGAAAUGGCGAUUAUGAUCGAUGAAGAGCUUGAGAAAUCCAACCCUCCUUGUGAGAACUCUCCAAAACCGAAACCCGGUGAGCAAAUUUUUGAAACAGGAAUCCCAGCAAUCAUAUAAGAGGCUUAUCCAUGAGAUAGGGUAGACGCAUUUGAUCAUCUGUUCGGAACAAUUGAGCUGUUUUAUGUGCAUCCGUUAGCAGCCAUUGGAUGAUCGUUUUGUAAAUCAUUGCGUUUGUCUCGACUAUAAUAAUUUAUGAUUUUGUGUUGGAUUAUUAUGAUUUAUGGCUCUUAUAUGAAGCUAGUUUUUUUUUAUAGAUAUAAAAUGUUAUCAAACUAUUGAUAGCUUGUAGAAAUUAAAGGGUUUGAAGCCUGUUUUUCUGGCUUCUCCUUUUGAAAUUUUCUUGCAUUAUUAUUUCUGUUAUCUCUAUGUGUACACAACCUAAACAAUGUUUUUGGCCUAUAACUUUUUUGGACUGAAAUUCUGGACAAAUAGCAGAGUGAUGGUUACUGGUUAUCAACUCGAUGGAAUAUGCUUUAUUUAGACGAAUCCUAUGAUUACUAUUUUGGCAGAAGAAUCUAGUGUAGAGUCCAAGAAGAUGCAUUUUUGCAAUAUUAUAUGAGAAAGAGCAAUGAUGUGAAAUUUAAAGCGAGCUAUAGCAAGGGAAAUGAUCUUUCCACACUUAGUCGUGACUUCCACACAUUUGGAAAUCCGAAAAUGCACUUCAUUCAUUCGGAGAUGUAUCUUCGGACGCAUUCAAAAUCACACCAAUUUUUUCUUUUCUGAGUUUCACCUUAGUUUUUUAAAAAAAUAUGAACCGGAGAUGCAUCUUUGUAUAUUGUUUGUGUGUAUCUGGAGAUGUAUCUUUGAAGUACCUAUUCAUUUUGGGGUUUAGUUAUUCACGCAACUGAUUUAAUUAAC
This is a messenger RNA of Vicia villosa (hairy vetch), 2187 nucleotides long. RefSeq names its product FCS-Like Zinc finger 10-like. The record is from RefSeq and is a predicted model, not a curated record. Bases 208 to 1386 code for a protein of 392 amino acids. Lineage: Eukaryota; Viridiplantae; Streptophyta; Magnoliopsida; Fabales; Fabaceae. The transcript has 3 exons.